AAAUUCUACCAAAUCCUAAUUCCAAAGCACCAAUUUCGUCAUUCACCAACAAAUAUAUGUGUGUAUAUAUAUAUAUAUAUUUUUUUCUUCUUCUACUCCACUUAUUCCCAUUCGCCACGCCCAACUCCACAACGCCAAAUUCAAGUUUACCAACCUUAUUGUUUAUUUGUUCGAGAAUUAGAGAGUUUUUUUGAAUACCCAUGGCUUCGAAGCGGAUUAAUAAGGAGUUGAAAGAUCUGCAGAAGGACCCUCCUGCAUCUUGCAGUGCUGGCCCUGUUGGUGAUGAUAUGUUCCACUGGCAAGCAACAAUUAUGGGCCCAGCAGACAGUCCUUUUGCUGGAGGACUAUUUCUUGUUUCCAUUCACUUCCCCCCAGACUAUCCAUUCAAGCCUCCCAAGGUUUCUUUCCGAACAAAGGUUUUCCAUCCCAACAUCAACAGCAAUGGAAGCAUCUGUCUUGACAUUCUCAAGGAGCAGUGGAGCCCUGCCCUUACCAUAUCCAAGGUGCUGCUUUCAAUAUGCUCACUUCUCACAGAUCCAAAUCCUGAUGACCCUCUGGUGCCUGAGAUUGCUCACAUGUAUAAGACUGAUAGAGCCAAAUAUGAGAGCACUGCUCGCUCAUGGACUCAGAAAUAUGCAAUGAAUUAAGGGUCGGUCAGGCUUAGGAUGCUAUGUUUGAUACCUUUUACUAAAUAAUAGUAGUAAUAACUUUUGUCGUUUGGAUACUUUGAUAAAGUGGUGGUGUGGUGUAAUAAGCUCUAAAGUCUUUCAGAGGGUAAUUUUUUUCCAAUCAAGGUACUUAAAAUUACUAUUAUAAAUAUAUUCGACAGUUCUUAUA
This is a messenger RNA of Gossypium arboreum, 837 nucleotides long. RefSeq names its product ubiquitin-conjugating enzyme E2-17 kDa-like. Gene Ontology annotation, cellular component: nucleus. Lineage: Eukaryota; Viridiplantae; Streptophyta; Magnoliopsida; Malvales; Malvaceae. The coding region runs from base 201 to 647 and encodes 148 amino acids. Gene Ontology annotation, molecular function: ubiquitin conjugating enzyme activity. The record is from RefSeq and is a predicted model, not a curated record. The transcript is spliced from 5 exons. Gene Ontology annotation, biological process: protein polyubiquitination.